CCAAAAUAUAUUGAUAUCAAUUAUCAAUACACCUUGAUUUUUAGUGUUUUACACACGAUGAGUAAUGUUUACUGAUAAGAAACAAAAACAGAAUUACACAAACAAAUAGACAUUAUAGGUAUUGUUUUCGUAAUUUUUUUUUUGUAUUUUGUGUUUUCUCUUUAUCUCACAUAAGUCAUAGUUAUACCUAAAAAAUAUAUCGUAGGACGCAACUACGCAAGUAGAAUUUGAAGAACUGAUCAAUUUGCAUUAAAACAUCUACAGCAGUAUGCCGUUAGAAUGGUUAUUUGGGCGUCGUAUGUCGCCCGAUGAGAUGUUGAGAAAAAAUCAGCGUGCCCUGAAUAAAGCAAUGCGUGAUUUGGAUCGUGAAAAAAUGAGAAUGGAACAACAAGAAAAGAAAAUCAUUGUGGACAUCAAGAAAAUGGCUAAAGAUGGACAGAUGGAAUCGGUGAAAAUCAUGGCAAGAGACUUAGUAAGAACAAGACGUUACCAGAAGAAAUUUAUGGUGAUGAAGGCUAACAUACAAGCAGUAUCUUUAAAAAUACAAACACUCAAAUCACAAAACGCUAUGGGUCAAGCAAUGAAAGGCGUGACUAAAGCAAUGCAAAAUAUGAACAGGCAACUGAAUUUACCACAAAUUCAAAGGAUAUUACAAGAAUUUGAAAAACAGUCUGAAGUAAUGGAUAUGAAGGAAGAAGUAAUGAAUGAUGCUAUGGAUGAUGCGAUGGAAGACGAAGGGGACGAAGAAGAAACAGAUCAAAUUGUGACACAAGUAUUAGAUGAGUUAGGUCUUCAGCUUACAGAUCAAUUGUCUGGAUUACCCUCAGCUUCUGGCUCAAUAAGUGUAGCAGCCACUGGAAAAGUACCAAUUGUGGCUCAAGAUGGUGGAGGUGGUAAUAGUAGUGGUGGUGGUGCAGCUGCUGCACAACCAAAUGAUGCUGAUGCAGACUUGCAAGCUAGAUUAGAUAAUUUAAGGCGCAAGUGAACAAUAUCUUUUGCUAAACCUAUUGCGUAUAUGCAUAAUUAUAUACCAACCUAUUUGAUUGUAAAAAUUGUUAAAUAUUAUUUUCAUUUUAUAUGCAUGAUUUCAAUAUAAAAUAUA
Myzus persicae (green peach aphid) is the source of this 1102-nucleotide messenger RNA. RefSeq names its product charged multivesicular body protein 2a (gene Vps2). Bases 269 to 985 code for a protein of 238 amino acids. The transcript has 5 exons. Lineage: Eukaryota; Metazoa; Arthropoda; Insecta; Hemiptera; Aphididae. Gene Ontology annotation, cellular component: ESCRT III complex; multivesicular body. Gene Ontology annotation, biological process: protein transport; late endosome to vacuole transport; endosome transport via multivesicular body sorting pathway. The record is from RefSeq and is a predicted model, not a curated record.